Plectropomus leopardus (leopard coralgrouper) is the source of this 2919-nucleotide messenger RNA. RefSeq names its product potassium inwardly rectifying channel subfamily J member 2a (gene kcnj2a). The record is from RefSeq and is a predicted model, not a curated record. Lineage: Eukaryota; Metazoa; Chordata; Actinopteri; Perciformes; Serranidae. Gene Ontology annotation, molecular function: inward rectifier potassium channel activity. Gene Ontology annotation, cellular component: plasma membrane. Gene Ontology annotation, biological process: regulation of monoatomic ion transmembrane transport; potassium ion import across plasma membrane.
CGGUCCUCCAGACAUGUGAGACACUUGAUCUUGUUCGGUCCAAAAGAAAACAACAAAACUCGCGGAACAGACACGAGAGGAUAGCGGAGCCCCCCUCCAAAAAACGACUGGAUUAUAUUUCACCGAGCUGAACCCAACCGGUCCACAAAUGAGCAACAGAUGAUCUUGAUGAGGUCCAGUCAGCUGAUGAAAGGGGAGUGACCGCUUCAUCCUAUUCUCGUUGCGCUCCAUCUGAGGCUGAAGAGGCGUCCCUUCAGCCCGCCUCACACCGUCACCAUUUCCUCUCCGAGUUGGUCCCCCGAAAGCGUUUCAAAACUGUUUCUCCAACGCUUUUUCCAGAAACUCAGACUGUUUUCCAAAGCAGAAGCAGCACAGCCCUCCCAGACUGAGGUGAUGGGAAGUGUGCGAGCCAGCCGCUACAGCAUUGUGUCAUCAGAGGAGGACGGCAUGAAGCUUGCCACUAUGGCGGUACCAAACGGCUACGGGAACGGCAAGAGCAAGGUGCAGACGAGGCACCAGCCGCAGAGCCGAUUCGUAAAGAAAGACGGUCACUGCAACGUGCAGUUCAUCAACGUGAGCGAGAAGGGUCAGCGGUACUUGGCUGACAUCUUCACAACGUGCGUGGACAUCCGCUGGAGGUGGAUGUUCAUCAUAUUCUGCCUCGCCUUCCUCCUGUCGUGGCUCUUCUUCGGCUGCGUCUUCUGGCUGGUGGCCAUCUUCCACGGGGACUUGGAGAACGACGCCCAGAAGUGCGUCUCCAAUGUGAGCAGCUUCACCGCUGCCUUCCUGUUCUCCAUUGAGACUCAAACCACCAUUGGCUACGGCUACAGAUACGUGACAGACGAGUGUCCUGUCGCCGUUUUCAUGGUGGUUUUCCAAAGCAUCAUUGGCUGCAUCAUCGAUGCUUUCAUCAUUGGCGCCGUCAUGGCAAAAAUGGCGAAACCCAAGAAGAGGAAUGAGACUUUGGUUUUCAGCCAUAAUGCCACGGUGGCCAUGAGGGACAACAAGCUCUGCCUGAUGUGGCGUGUGGGCAACCUGAGGAAGAGUCACCUGGUCGAGGCGCAUGUUCGGGCGCAACUUCUGAAAUCCCGGACGACGGCAGAGGGGGAGUACAUCCCGCUCGACCAGAUGGACAUAGACGUGGGCUUCGACAGCGGAGUCGACCGCAUCUUCCUGGUGUCCCCAAUCACCAUCGUCCAUGAGAUCGACGAGGACAGCCCGUUCUACGACAUGAGCAAACAGGACUUGGAGAACUCUGAGUUUGAAAUCGUGGUCAUCCUGGAGGGCAUGGUGGAGGCCACCGCCAUGACCACGCAGUGCCGCAGCUCCUACGUGGCCGGCGAGAUCCUCUGGGGCCAUCGGUUCGAGCCGGUGCUCUUUGAGGAGAAGAACUACUACAAGGUGGACUACUCCCGUUUCCAUAAGACAUACGAGGUGCCGAGCACCCCUCUGUGCAGCGCCAGAGACCUCGCAGAGAAAAAAUUCAUCCUCUCAAACUCCAACUCCUUCUGCUACGAGAACGAGAUGGCGCUGGAGAACAAAGAGGACACGGACGAGGGGAACGGGGGCAGCGUUGGGCCCGACGGCACCCAGACGGACAACAUCUCAGAGAAUGAGCACAGCCAAGCGACGGUGCCGCUGGAGCCCCGGCCUCUGAGACGAGAAUCAGAAAUAUGACUGCUCAGAAGUCAGACCUCACAUGAGGGAUUUCCUAAAAUCACCUCUCUGCUCCGAAAGGCACAACGAGCCGAGCUGGGCCUUGGGUAGAGGACGAGCCGAACGGUACUGCUGUGGGAAAAGCAGCAAAGGACUUUGUAUGUAAGAACUUUGGACUGCAUACAGUAUGACAAAACACAGCACUAUGAACCAUGUGCAUAUUGCAGGAAGAAUUCUCCACAAAGUCCCCAUGAAUGUGUGCUCAGUGUCUGGUGACUGCAAGACUACGGAGAGGACGAAAAGAUGUUGUGAUGACUUGAAAAUUGCAGGCAUGUUUCAGUUUCUCUGUCCGGCGUGAACCUUUCAGGAAGCUUUUGUUUUUAUAGUUAGAACAUGUUCACAAGUGCUGCUAGAAGAUAGUCGUAGAACCAAAGAGUACACGAAAGGCAGAUGUCUGGAACAACGAAGGUACAAGUAUUUGUUCACGAGCUGGUCUCAUCGCAGACAUCCUAAAUAAACUGCACCGGAAACUUUCUGUAUGCAACAACAAAAAAAACAGCACUGAUUUUCUGAGCUUUACCCUUUUUGCAGUUAUUGAUCUGACGACUGUUCAUUGCUGGUCAGACUGAUGGAAACAUGCCUGCUCGUGUCAAGAGAUUGGGAGUAUUAAUGGCAAACUGACGGAUAUAAAUCUAAUUUAAAGAGACCGGGGUAAUACGAGAAUCUGAAUGUUCUUAAAAGUGCUGCUACGAUGUUGCUUCUUUUUUUUUCUUUUUUUUUUACGAUUGAUAAAAAAAUACCAAAGAGUAUUAUUAUCAUAGUUAUGUGUUUCUUAAAAACAACACCUGCUUAGAUUUGGUACAGAGAAGUUUAGAGAGUUUUACGAAGGUUUGUUUUUCAAGAAUGUGUGUACAGUUUUUUUAUUUUAUGUCUAUUAUUUUGAGCCACUUCAUCAAGCCUUAAUCUGGAAAAAGUAAAGAUGUUUAAAGCAACCAAAGUGACAAAGGCUUUCCUGCAGAGGACAGUAAACAGGAAGUUCUGUAGUGUUUGCUGAUUUAAAACUUGCUGAUUUUUUAGGCGUCGACUUGAACCAAAAUAUUUAAACCCAAACUUGCUUUAAAGGGUUUUAAAAUAAAACAAGGAAUGUGAUAAACUCUGCAAACUCUCCUUUCUAUAUCUGAUACAGUGUUAUGAUUGGAGAUUGUUUAAAAAAAAAAAGCAAAAAUCUCCAAGUAAAACAUUUCAAUGCCACUUUUUUUUUUU